Messenger RNA from Dichotomopilus funicola, 483 nucleotides. RefSeq lists its product as uncharacterized. The transcript is spliced from 6 exons. The record is from RefSeq and is a predicted model, not a curated record. NCBI's taxonomy places the organism in Eukaryota, Fungi, Ascomycota, Sordariomycetes, Sordariales, Chaetomiaceae. Gene Ontology annotation, molecular function: proton-transporting ATPase activity, rotational mechanism. The coding region runs from base 1 to 483 and encodes 160 amino acids. Gene Ontology annotation, biological process: proton transmembrane transport. Gene Ontology annotation, cellular component: membrane; proton-transporting V-type ATPase, V0 domain.
AUGGCCGAGUCGGAGUUGAGCCCCAAGUUUGCGCCCUUCAUUGGCAUGGGCGGCAUUGCAUCGGCCAUGAUCUUUGGCUGCAUGGGUGCCGCCUACGGCACCGCAAAAUCCGGCAUUGGCAUUGCAGGCGUGGGAACGUUUCGGCCGGACUUGAUCAUGAAGUGCCUUAUCCCCGUUGUCAUGUCCGGUAUCAUCGCCGUCUACUCGCUCGUGAUAUCCGUCCUCAUUGCCCAGGACCUGCAACCCGGGUCAAACUAUAGCUUAUUCAACGGUUUCAUGCACCUCGCAUGCGGGCUGUCUGUCGGCCUUACGGGUCUUGCAGCUGGAUACUGCAUCGGCGUCGUUGGCGACAAGGGCGUUCGGUCGUACAUGUUGCAGUCUAGGGUGUUUGUCGGCAUGGUUCUGAUCCUUAUUUUCGGCGAAGUGUUGGGGCUCUACGGACUCAUUGUCGCCCUGAUCCUCAACACCAAGAGCAAGGGCUAA